Molecule: messenger RNA, 1282 nt
Organism: Nicotiana attenuata
Lineage: Eukaryota; Viridiplantae; Streptophyta; Magnoliopsida; Solanales; Solanaceae
Product: floral homeotic protein AGAMOUS
Exons: 9
Coding region: 281-1021 (246 amino acids)
Biological process (GO): positive regulation of transcription by RNA polymerase II
Cellular component (GO): nucleus
Molecular function (GO): protein dimerization activity; DNA-binding transcription factor activity, RNA polymerase II-specific; RNA polymerase II cis-regulatory region sequence-specific DNA binding
Source: RefSeq, a predicted model, not a curated record
ACAAACAGAAAAAGGAGAAAUAUAAAAGAAAAUUGUCAGAGUUUAAUGUAAAUUAGCAUAGGAAUAAACAGAGACAAAGAAAAUCCUAGUUAGCUAAUAGUAACAUAACAAAUUAAAGAAAGCAGUCUUUACUUUAUAAAUACCUAUUCCUUAUUGCAGACUCUCUUCCAUUUUCUGCAUCUAUCUAUCCUCUGCAGAUUAAUUUGCAAGGAAGAACUAAAAACUUUCUGCACUCUCUAUUUUCAUCUUCCAACCCUUUCUUUCCUUACCAGGUGAAGGUAUGGAAUUCCAAAGUGAUCUAACAAGAGAGAUCUCUCCACAAAGGAAACUAGGAAGAGGAAAGAUUGAGAUCAAACGGAUCGAAAACACAACAAAUCGUCAAGUCACUUUCUGUAAGAGACGCAAUGGUUUGCUCAAAAAGGCCUAUGAAUUAUCUGUGCUCUGUGAUGCUGAGGUUGCUUUGAUUGUCUUCUCAAGCAGAGGCAGACUCUAUGAGUAUGCCAACAACAGUGUGAAGGCAACAAUUGAGAGGUACAAGAAAGCUUGUUCAGAUUCCUCAAACACUGGUUCAAUUUCCGAGGCCAAUGCUCAGUAUUAUCAGCAAGAAGCCUCCAAACUGCGCGCACAAAUUGGAAAUCUGCAGAAUCAGAACAGGAACAUGCUGGGAGAAUCACUGGCUGCACUGAGCCUCAGAGAUCUGAAGAAUCUGGAACAAAAAAUUGAAAAAGGGAUUAGCAAAAUCAGAUCCAAAAAGAAUGAGCUGCUGUUUGCUGAAAUUGAAUAUAUGCAGAAGAGGCAGGAAAUUGAUUUACACAACAACAAUCAGUACCUGAGAGCAAAGAUUGCUGAAACUGAGAGAGCCCAGCAGCAGCAGCAGAUAAACUUGAUGCCAGGGAGUUCAAGCUAUGAGCUUGUGCCUCCACCUCAGCAAUUUGAUACUCGAAACUAUUUACAAGUUAAUGGUUUGCAAACCAACAACCAUUACACUAGACAAGACCAACCAUCUCUUCAACUAGUCUAAUAUGGUUGAAGGUCUUCUAUGUUUUGUGCUCUACAUCUUAACUACAAGAGAAGACUACUAUUAAGCUUGAAGAUUCUUGGAAGUGAAGAUCAACUUAAGUAUGUAUACCAUAUUAUAUUACUUGCUGAAUGAGCUGAGACUCUUCAAUGUUGUAUGUUAAUUAAGUGGAUAUGUGUUUUUUACUUGAUGUUCCUUUUCUGGCAGUGUACUAUGAGGAAUUAAGCUUGUUAUUAUUAAGUUGAUUACUACUGUUUUGCUCAA